Macrosteles quadrilineatus (aster leafhopper) is the source of this 824-nucleotide messenger RNA. RefSeq names its product apolipoprotein D-like. The transcript is spliced from 6 exons. Bases 1 to 768 code for a protein of 255 amino acids. Gene Ontology annotation, molecular function: pigment binding. The record is from RefSeq and is a predicted model, not a curated record. Lineage: Eukaryota; Metazoa; Arthropoda; Insecta; Hemiptera; Cicadellidae.
AUGUGGAAAUUACAGCGGUGGUCAGAUUUGGAGCCGGGUAGAUGUGCCACCGUGGACUAUCAAAUCUCUGCCAAGUCUCCACCACAGCCACUCUGCCCCAUAGCUCUUCCACAGGUGGCCUACUCUUCCUGUCUCUCAUGGGAGGGGGGCUUCAGGUUUUACUUUAUCUGGGCAGCUCGAGUGUUCUACUUUCUACUGUGCAUCACAACAGUUACACUGCAAACCUUCGCCAUUCAUUGGCCUCACUGGGGAAGAUGUCCUGACCUAUCUGUCAAGCAGGACUUUAGUCUUAUUGCUUACAAAGGUCCGUGGUUCGAGCAAGCUGGUUAUAACACUGAGUCUGUGGAGGGAGACAAGAGAUGUGUCUCAGCUCUGUACUACAUAGACGACGACAUGUUCUACGUACAAAACCGCGGGAUCGACAACAGGAACAACAAAUGGGGUGGAGUCAAUGGAACGGCUAAGUUCACGAAUCCGGCAAAAAAAGAAGCUAAGCUAACCGUAUCUUUCAAAUUUGGCUGGUUGACUGUGAACGGCCCCUACUGGGUGUUGGACACCGACUACAACACGUACUCCGUCGUUUAUACUUGUGAAAACUUCUUGUUUCUAUUUCAUCAUUAUACGGUGUGGCUUCUUAGUCGCAACAGGUCUCUCUCGACGGUUACUCAACAACAGCUGUUCUACAACGCCACCUACUCAGUCCUCACCGAACGUAAAUUACCAUCAGCUCUCAUUCAGAAAGCUGACCAAACAAAUUGCAAUGUUUAAAAAUACAUAGUUUAUUACUUGUUUUGCCACAGAAGAUUAAAGCAGCUAAUAUCAUA